AUGGUUGACAUUGAGGAAUUCCGCAGACAAGCCAGGGAGGCUAAGGAAACCGGGGAUUAUUCAUUUCUUAAAACGACUCCUCACGACCCUCGAUUUCCCAAUAUUAAUCAAACUAGAAAUUGCUUGCAGAAUUUCAUCGACUUCCAUCGCUGUACCCGUAUCUACGGCGAAGACUAUAAGCCAUGCAAUUAUUUUAAGUUCGCUUACAAAGAUUUGUGCCCUAAUUUUAUGGUUGAAGCAUGGGAUGAACAGGUGGAGAACGGAACGUUUCCAUAUAAGAUUGAGUGA
Echinococcus granulosus is the source of this 288-nucleotide messenger RNA. RefSeq names its product Cytochrome c oxidase subunit 6B. The transcript is spliced from 3 exons. The record is from RefSeq and is a predicted model, not a curated record. Lineage: Eukaryota; Metazoa; Platyhelminthes; Cestoda; Cyclophyllidea; Taeniidae. Gene Ontology annotation, cellular component: mitochondrion; respiratory chain complex IV. The coding region runs from base 1 to 288 and encodes 95 amino acids.